UGUCGCCCAGUGUGCGUUUCCGCUCAGACCAGCGGUCAGUGAAGAAGACGGAGCUGGAGCCGGAUCAGCGGAUCUCCACAGAAAUUCAUUUAUUCUUCUUCUGAUCCUCUUUCAUUCAUCAUGUUUUAGUUUUAUAGGUUAUUUCGAAGCCCCUGACCGCGUGUGAAAUGGCGCUGGAGUGGCGUGAGGCGGUGGAGAGGGUGGAUGUGUACCUCAGAGAGCUGCUCUCCUCCGGCCUGCUCUUCCUGCACGCCGAGCUCGGAGUGGAUGUGGGGCUGAAAGCGGAGCUGCUGCCACCGGGGCUCCUGGCGUGUGUGGCGGCGGGACUCGGCCUCCUCCUACUCGCCGCGCUCCUCUGGCUCUCCGUGUGCCGGUGUUUCUCGAAAAAACCCGGCGAGAAAGUCGCACCCGAGGCGGGGAAGACCUCCAAACCCGAGGAGAUUAAGAAGAGGAGCAGGAAGAGAGGAGGAGAUAAGAAGGUGCAGAGGAACGGCCUGGCUGUUGACCUGGAGGAGGACGUGAAGCUGGUGGAGGCACAGAACCUGAGCGAGAGUCCAGAUUCUGCUGGGGGUAAAAGUGAGAAGGGAAAGAAGAAUAAGAAGAAGUCGAAAGCUCCAGUGAAGGAAACAAAGUCCAUGUCAGAGCGCAAAGAGCCGGAGGAAGGAACCUGGGAGACUAAAGUGAGCCACAAAGAGAAGAAGCAGCAGAGAAAGAAGGACAAAGGAGCAGGAGACGAAUCGGAGAGUCCUGGAGGAACGGAGCCGGUUGUGGAGGAACCUCAAAUUACUGUAACGCCAUCUGUACCCAUUACUAUCUCCACCAAGACCUCCAACAACACCUCCACCACCAAAACUUCCAACCCCAGCACCUCUACCACCAAGACCUCCAACCCCAAUACCACCACCAAGACCUCCAACCCCAAUACCACCACCUCCACCAAGGCCUCCAACCCCAAUACCACUACCAAGACCUCCAACCCCAGUACCACCACCUCCACCAAGACCGCCAAUCCCAAUACCACCACCUCCACCAAGACCUCCAACACCUCCACCAAGACCUCUAACCCCAAUACCACCACCACCUCCACCAAGACCUCCAACCCCAACACCACCUCCACCAAGACCUCCAACCCCAACAACACCUUCACCAAGACCUCCAACUCCAACACUACCACCUCCACCAAGACCUCCCACCCCAACAACACCUCCACCAAGACCUCCAACUCUAACACCUCCGCCAAGACCUCCCACCCUAACACCAUGACCAACCCCAACACUCUCUCCACCAAAACCUCCAAUCCCAACACCAUCUUUACCAAGACCUCCAACUCCUCCACCUCAAACACCCCCACCACCAGCCCGAACACCAAGACCUCCAACUCCUCUAAUAAUUCCAAUAACACCAACACCACCAAGACCUCCAACAUGUCCACCAAGACCACCACCACUGCUAAGGCCUCCAACAAUUCCACCACCUCCAAGACCUCCACCAAAGCCACCAAGACCACCACCAACACCACUCCUGCACCUAAAACUCAGCAGGUGGCUCCACCUGUAGAACAUGAUCCUCCUCCUCCAGCUGCUGAUGUGACCCGUACCGUCAAUCCACCAGUAUCUCAUGGAUGGGAUGGGAUGUGUGUGAAUGGAUCAGGAUCAUGGGAUCUGGGCGUGUCUGUGCCUUCUCUUGGUCAGACCUGGACCAGCGUGAAGUCUGAACAGUCCGUCUGGCCUCAGGACAUGGAGGGCUCGUGGAUGAUCGUAGACGAGUCUCACAUUCCUGUCUCGCUCCACGGAAUGAGUGCAGGUGUAGGUGUUGAAGCACAGGUUGUUCCUGAGAGGCCCUGGGCGUGUCCAGUACCUGUGGAUGAUGAGUGGUCAGGUCCCAACAAUGUUUCUGCCGAACUGGGGUCCGAUUACUGCGCCCCAUGUGAGGAGUGGGGGAAUUAUGAGGAUCCAGCAGGUGGUGCUGUUUCUCCCGAUGAGCCUCAGGACUCUGAUCUGGAAAAGGACAAGGAAGAACCUGCGGCUCCAGGAAGCGGCAAAGCCAAGAAGAAGAAGAAGAAAAAGAAGAAAGUGGAGGAUGCUGGAAACGCUGCUCAGGUGGAGGUGGAAGUGGGUGUGGCUAAAGACCUGAACUCUGCAGGAAACAUUUUUACCAAAACUGCAAAAGAGCAGGAAAUUGUGGUUCCCCCUCGAGUCCCACUGAAACCCUCUGAACUUGAGGCUAUGCCCAAAAGCACGGCUCCACCCACUCAGAAGAAAGCCGAGGAGAGCUGGGAAUCUCCGAAGCAAGUGAAGAAGAAAAAGGCUCGCAGGGAAACAUGAGCACGAGCGCGGAGUUCAGGAAGAAACGCCCUUAUGCAAACCGGGAUUUCAGAGCGAGAGCCAGGCGGAUUAGCGCGCUAAUGUGAGCGUGAGUCUGCGUGCAUUCAGACAGCGCACAGUGUAACAUAUCAGUCCUGUGGGUGUGACGUGCCUCGGUCACGUGCCGAUCGACCGCUUCACAUCACCACGUUCCGCUAAUGUUUUAUCAACCGUAAUAUCAGAACAUUUGCUGUUUUUUUUUUCUUCAGGCUAAAUUGUCUCCGACCCUGAACGUGGUGACGUGUCGAGCGCUCGUCUGCACGUGUCCGAUGUUCAUGUGAUUGUUGGGUUCUUUAUAAUUCUGUAAUAAAACUUUUUUUCCCCAUUUUGUUUUUGAAGAGUGGGGGGGCAUCCUCCACGUCUCGUGCGUCUCCAAACGCAGUCGCUCGUACCAGAUAUCCAGACGUGAGCGACUACGGUCGGAGACGUGCGAGAUUAUUUUGUAUGUGGUUAAAAUAUAAGAAUUAAACAUAGACGUGUUUUCUACACUUCUGAUAAAAACGUGUUGUCUGGUACACUCUGCCCCUCCCUCACCCCCCUUGCAUGUGUAAUUAUUUUGUAUUUUUUUGCCGAUGAAUCGGCGAGUCACGUAAACGAGCGGCGUUUCCCCGGGCGCUGUGUGGAACUCCCGAUGCCUUAACGUGACGUGUGCAGUGACGACGUCACACUCGUCUGUCCGCUGCAUGCACUUCUCCUCCGUCUGUGCGUUCUGUCCAACAUCUCCUUAAAUAAAUGUGGUUUCUUUGCAAACUC
Molecule: messenger RNA, 3116 nt
Organism: Silurus meridionalis
Lineage: Eukaryota; Metazoa; Chordata; Actinopteri; Siluriformes; Siluridae
Gene: mtdhb
Product: metadherin b
Exons: 13
Coding region: 168-2324 (718 amino acids)
Biological process (GO): negative regulation of apoptotic process; regulation of transcription by RNA polymerase II; positive regulation of canonical NF-kappaB signal transduction
Cellular component (GO): nucleus
Molecular function (GO): transcription coregulator activity
Source: RefSeq, a predicted model, not a curated record